Messenger RNA from Macroventuria anomochaeta, 1288 nucleotides. RefSeq lists its product as uncharacterized. Lineage: Eukaryota; Fungi; Ascomycota; Dothideomycetes; Pleosporales; Didymellaceae. The coding region runs from base 174 to 971 and encodes 265 amino acids. The record is from RefSeq and is a predicted model, not a curated record. The transcript is spliced from 2 exons.
CACUUCCAUCAUACCUUCCACACCUACCAGCGCAUGACCCCCAGCUUGUCGCAACGUAGCUCAAGCUCUUACCCAUCAAUUGACCAUCGACCCCGCUCGUGUGAAGUCAACUCCGCCUUUGCGUACCAUCACGUCAUCUGUUGAAAAGAGCUUCUCGAUCAACCUUCUACAGGAUGACUGAGUCUGAAGUCCAACAGGGAGACAAAGUUUCAUGGUCGUGGGGCUCAGGACAGCCUGGCGGCAAGGUUGCUGAGGUCAAGGAACAAGGCGAGAUCGCCAUCGAGUCCAACCGUGGCAACACAAUCAAGAAGAACGCCGAGCCUGAGAACCCCGCCGUCCACAUCGAGCGAUCCGGUAACAAUGUCGUGAAGCGCGCCUCCGAGCUCCAGAUCGACAAGAAGGCCGAAGGCGCCUCGAAUGGCGACUCUAAGGAGCAGGAAAAAGGCUCCGAGUCUGACAAAAAGGAUGAGAAGCAGGACGGCGAUAAACCAACCGAGUCUGAGAGGAAAGACGAGGAGAUGAAGGAUGCUCCAGCCUCAGAGGAGAAGGAGACUGAAAAGGAGAAAUCGGCUGGGAACGGCGACUCCAAGGGCGAGCAAGACAAAGCCGAGUCCAAGGAAUACUCAAAAGAGGGGUCCAAGGACCAUACUGACAGGUCUGACGACAAGUCAGAUGAGGCACAGACUGGCGACAAGCGUAAGGCCGGCGAGACCAACGGCGCCGAUGCUGAGAAGAAAGCACCUGCUUCAAAGAAGACCAAGACCGACGAUGCUGAAGCCGAGGAUGACAACAAAGCCGAGAGCGACGAUAAGGCCGAGGCCGAAGACAAGACCGAAGGCAAGUCCAAGGGCAAGGCCGGUCGUCCCAAGGCCAGCGAGAAGAAGGAGAAGAAGGAGCCUGCAAAGAAGAAGCAGUCCAAGCCAGCGGCCACCGAGGACAGCCAGCCUAGGCGCAGUGCCCGUAACAAGUAAAUGGCAGCCUCCGGCGUCGUGGCAGGUGGUCGCUACAUCGAGACCAUAGCUUGGCCGAGGAAGGGAUAGUGUAUCUGGUCGAACUUGAUUUGGCUGUUAGGCGUACGGUAAUGAUUGAUGGAAAGGCACCGGUUAAAGCCGUAUGGACAUUGGCGGGACUGGUAGUUUCGCCGGGUCGCUGGCGCCCUAAAUGUUGUCAUGUACUGUGAUUCGAACCCCGUUGGCUAUGCCUUAUACUGCACUCUGAAGUCUGGCUUUGCGAAGCAGCAAGGACUGUUAGGAGUAAAUAUGUAUAGGAUGUAUGUAGUUGGAGAAAU